Molecule: messenger RNA, 888 nt
Organism: Syngnathus typhle (broad-nosed pipefish)
Lineage: Eukaryota; Metazoa; Chordata; Actinopteri; Syngnathiformes; Syngnathidae
Product: junctional adhesion molecule A-like
Exons: 4
Coding region: 143-703 (186 amino acids)
Source: RefSeq, a predicted model, not a curated record
CCGAGUGGAAAACUCCAGCACGGUGGCGUUGUUGUCGUGUCACAGCAGCUGCAGACCUUCAGCCACUUUGUCCUUCUGCUUGGCGCUAAACGGCGAUCUUGUGGCUCGCUGCUUUCCGGACCACACCACCAAACAUCUGCAAAUGGUCUUGAUUCCUGGAGACUACGUCACCUGCCACGUAGAAGGACAUCCACUCAGCAUCUCACCUCGCCUGUAUGCUCUGAGCCCCCCCACGGUGUCGCUGAGUCAUUCCGGUAACAUUCUAGAAGGCGGUCGGCUAAUUCUGAACUGCAGCAGCGUCAGCGUUUCGGCCGAACACCUCUGGCACAAAAAGACGGGACCCGCAAACCACCAAACGGUCGGAAAGGGACCGCAGCUGCUCUUCAGCUCCAUCAAGGCUUCAGACUCUGGCCAAUAUUUCUGCACUGCGGAGAACGAGCUGGGGAAGGCGACGUCGCAAAGUGUGGAGAUUGACGUCAGACCAUCAGCGAGAGUGCUAAACAUCAUCAGGUUGAGCGUGAUGUUUGUGCUCCUGCUCCUGCUGCUCCUACUGGCUCUCUGCAUGAGGAAAAAGACGUCGUCCUCCUCCAGACUGCGACCAAACGAGGUCGGACAAUUCAAAGAGAAGCGCCACCAUGUGGACUACGAGAACAUCCGCGCUUCAGCGAAGACGCGCAAACAUCGAAAGGAGGACACGCUGUGAAGGACGUCUCGCCAAAUAAAACUUCCCGCCAGUCGGUGUACUCGUUUCAGCGUCUUUAUACACAAAUACGUUUCUUUGAAAUGGCGACAAUCUGACUGGACAUAUUCAUAUUUUAUAUUUUUGAAACUGUAUGGAUUGACCGUCAACUGAUGCUUUUACGAAUAAACUUGUCGUGCCUGUCAAAA